CCCGGGGAGUAGGUGGGGGACCUGUGCUGAUACUUGCGUCCUUAAGGUUGGCCGCUGUUGUCUCUCAACCGAAUCGUUGAUCGCGCGGACGACACCCCCAUGUCGUGGACGCAGAGCGCUAAGGACGGCUGCCGCAGCCGAGCCAAGGCAUCAGCGGAUCGAGCGCGAUUCUGCUCUGCGGGGAGCCCCGACGACUGGGGCGGGGUUGGAGGAGGAGAACAGCACGGCUGCCUGGCUUGCCUGGUUGUGGCUGCUGCUGCUACCGUUGAAGCUGUCGGUUCACCGGCAGCGCCUGCCACUGGAUGGCGCUACUGCUCUGGGUGUUCAGCUGCUCGCUCUUCUCCUUGUGGAUCCUCUCGUUCAUGAGGUCCCAGGCCACCGAGGCGCGCCACGGGACGCUCGCCGUCAUGUGCGACGAGCGCGCCCGGAUCCUCCAGGACCAGGUGAAGGUGAGCAUGAACCACCUCCAGGCGCUCGCCAUCCUUGUCUCCACCUUCCACCACUCCAAGAGCCCGUCCGCCAUCGACCAGACCACAUUCGCGCGGUACGUGGAGCGCACCGCGUUCGAGCGUCCGCUGACGAGCGGGCUGGCGUACGCCGCUCGGGUGACGCACUCGGAGCGGGAGCUGUUCGAGCGGCAGCAAGCGUGGAGCAUCAGAGCGAUGAACUUCUCCUCCAAACGGCCGCGGGCGGAGGAGUACGCCCCGGUCAUCUUCGCGCAGGACGCCUACAAGCACGUCGUCUCCAUCGACAUGCUCUCGGGGGCAGAAGACCGUGGAAAUCUACUGCGAGCGAGAGAAUCAGGCAAGGUUGUUCUAACUGCUCCUUUCCAGCUGCUCAAUAAACGCAUCGGAGUGGUCCUGACGUACGCAGUGUACAAGUCUGAGCUUCCCCUGAAUGCGACGGUGCAUGAUCGUAUACAGUCUUCUAUAGGAUACUUGGGUGGUGUCUUUGACAUAGAAGGACAUGUUGAUAAGUUGCUUGAAAAGCUUGCAGGCAAAGAGCCCAUGACGGUGAACAUAUACGACACUACCGGUGAGAGCAUGAUUCGUAUGUAUGGUUCUUCGAAUGAAUCAGCCAGUGGCAUGUGUCAUGUCAGCACGCUCGACUUCGGUGAUCCAUUAAGGAAGCACGAGAUGCAUUGCAGGUUCACGCAAGGGCCACCUUGGCCAUGGCUGGCAGUAGCAUCAUCGUACGGAACCCUCGUGAUUUCUUUACUUGUUGGAUACAUCUUUCAUUUUACUGACAAAUGGAUUGCCAAAGUCGAAGAUGGUUACAAGGCGACUGACAUGCAGAUGCCAGCAAAGGAUGAAUUCGCGGCCACAGAGAGGAUUUCAGAUAUGGAAAGAGAUCUGAAGGAAGAUGCUCUGUUUUUCGACACGACCAAAAGCCCCAGUCUGUUGGAGAUCUCGCGUCUGCUGAACCAUCGUGAUCCAGCUCAGAAUGUUCACCAGGAGGAGCAAGAGCUCAACCUUCCAUUGGAGGCGCAAGACAAACUGAAAGAGACUGAGAGGAAGCUGGGGAGGAUGUCCAAGUUCAUUACAAAGGUUAUGAAAUUAACUAGCGCUAGCAUUCGCUGUUUACCUUCUCGAUUUCACUGCUUCAACAAGAAGGUAUGGAGCAUUAGCCUUCUCGGAUUUUUACUCUUCAUUCUUGUCAUUGGAGCUUUUGAUCAGCCAUACAAUCAACCUUUGGGCAUGGGAGGGGAGGGUGACAAUAACAUGAUGCUGAAGAAUUUUGGGUUCUCUCGUGGAAGGUUGUUAAUUGAUACGCUCCAUGGUACAUGGACUAAACGCGGUGUGCAGAGUAGUGACACGAUCAGGGUUGAUCUCAGAAAGAUGACAAGGAAUAAUGACAGUUCUGGGCAGCAGCUCAAGCACUGGUCUUCACAUAAGUCAAGUGAGAUCCCGGCUGUCCUGUAUGUUCCGAUGAAUGGAAAGCAAGUUAUAGUCCACUGCAAUCUAAUUGUAGAUGAGAAAGCAUUGGUAAAUUGGAUAUCAAAUGGUGAUACUGAUCAGUCAAGCAAGUAUCAGAAAGAAACUGCAGGGAUACAAAACAGAACAGACAAGCCUCACCUGCCAGCAAACAAGUCACACAAAACAACAGUAAGCCCGUGGAUUGUCUUACUUCCAGUUAUCAUGCUUGUACUCCUUGGCAGUAUUAUAUGGCGCCGGUGCAACGACCAUAGGAGGAGAGUUCAACAAAAAGAGCUGGAACUUUUGGGAAUAAUGGGGCCUAGUCGAUUCCAACUACAAGAUCUGGUAGCCGCAACGGGCAAUUUCGCAGAUGAGAACAAGCUCGGGCAAGGAGGGUUUGGCCCUGUGUACAAAGGCUACUUGAGGGACCAGGACCUUCAUGUGGCCAUCAAGGUGUUGUCCAGAAGGCAAUCUUGUCAAGAACAAUCGGCGCAAGGGUUGAGGGAGUUCAAGGCAGAGGUGAAAGUCAUGACGCAACUGAGGCACAGAAACAUUGUCAAGCUUGUGGGCUGGAGCGACAGCAAGAAACAGCUCCUUCUCGUUUAUGAACUUAUGGCUCAAGGAAGCCUUGACAAGCAUCUCUACGACCCUGAGAAAAUUUUAACUUGGCAACAAAGGUACCAAAUUAAAUUUGCUAACCUGUUUAAUUCAACUGACAAGAUUGUACUUGAUCUGGGCUCUGCUUUGCUCUACCUCCACCAUGACUGCGAGAAAUGCAUUGUGCAUGGAGACAUCAAGCCUGCAAAUGUAAUGCUUGAUGUGUCACACAAUGCUAAGCUUGGUGACUUCGGGUUAGCAAGGCUUGUUGAGCAUGGGGGAGAGCCACAAACAACACAAGUUGUCGCAGGGACCCCUGGAUACAUUGACCCAGAAUUCAUCAACAACCGCUGGCCUCGCACCGAAUUGGAUGUGUACAGCUUCGGUAUUGUCCUCUUAGAGAUAGCUUGUGGCAAGCGGCCGGCAUCGAGGCAGCUGCCAAAUGGAGCUUCAUCACUGCUAGCCUGGGUGCGUGAUUUGUAUGACCAGGGCAAGAUUCUUGACGCAGCAGAUCAGAGACUGAACGGCGAGUUCAAUCAGCAGCAAAUGGAGCGUGUGAUCGUCAUGGGUCUCUGCUGUUCACAUCAAGACCCGAUCCAGCGACCGUCUAUCGUGCAAGCUAUGGAUGUUCUGUGAUCUGCAGACGCAGAGUUGCCGGUACCUCCCGCAGCACAUGAUACAGGACACAUCCGGUCCAUGCAAGAACAGGCUUAUGCCGACCUGCCAGUUGAGGAUCAUUCUGUGCAUACUGUCACCCGAAGUACGUAUUUUACUUCCAAGGAUUCAGUUUAUCUACUUGCUGAAGGAUAACGAAUUCUCUCUUUUGAAUAGCAAUAUUAGUUAUGUUUACAUGCGCCUGUUUAGAUUGUUUUGUCAACAAGAUUGCUGAUAGGCACACAUCUAUUUUGUUCAUAGUUUUGUGCUAUCUAUCUAUCUAUUAUCCAUCUACACAUGUAGUAUAAAUGAUAGUUUCAUAUGAACCAGCUCUAUUGUUAGCAUUAAUCCUGACUUACAUAUUUUAAAUAUCUGCAGUAGUUAGUCGUGUAUGUGUGUCAUGCACGUAGUGGAGUAUUGCAUAUAUGAUGCAUGCAUAUAGGAGAUUAGAUCUGUCACAGCCAUGUACUUGGUGAUUAGUUGACCGAGUAAUUAGCUUGUGUAGUUAGUUGAGUGCGGCAAGUUAGCAGAUAGUUAGUUGCAUGCAUGGUUAGUUGGACGAGUGGGUCUCGUAAUGCAUGGAGUUAGUGGCUCAUGUAUUCAGGUAGUGCGUGCGUGCGCAUGAAGACCGGCAACAGUUCGUGCAUGUAAGGCUAUUUAAGCCGUGCUCUGAUCCAUUUUCAGUUAAGUGUGUGAGUCACAGAUAAACAGAGAAAAGGGCAUUUGUUGCCGCAAA
Messenger RNA from Oryza sativa Japonica Group (Japanese rice), 3903 nucleotides. Lineage: Eukaryota; Viridiplantae; Streptophyta; Magnoliopsida; Poales; Poaceae. The record is from RefSeq and is a predicted model, not a curated record.